CGUAGCGACCGAGCUUUGGCUCGGACUUGGUUGCUACGUAGAGACCGGGUAGCGUGCAUGUGCGGUAGUUGCGCAAUGACCGAGCUUGGUUUUUCCACUUUGAGCUUUCAAGGAUACUUCUUCGUAAAAACUUCGUAUUGGUUAUUUUUUACGAAAAUCAUAUUUUUCUUUUACUAUCUUUUCGGAAAUACGAUUUCCGAGGGUUUUCGGGUGUUAAUUCCGUCAUGACCGUUUUUUACCCCAACAGUCAGUAGAGGGGUUAGUCAGACAGUAUUAGCUAAGUUGCUGGUUAGAUGGAUUUGGUUGCUAAGCUAGGACAUGGUAUAUAGAAUACCUCUAAAGUUCGAAUUGAUUUGAUGUGGCUUGCAACAUUGUAGAGGUGAUGAUAAUUAGUUCUUAAAUUGUGUGAGUCCUUGCUGUUUUUAAACCUCUUUCAUAAAGACUACUCUUUGUUUUGCUUGAAGGACAAGCAAAAUGGUAAGUUUAGGGGAGUUGAUAUACCAUGGAUUUUACCCAUUUUUAGCCAUGGUAUAUAGGUGUUUUAGUAACUAUUUAAUCUGUUUUGGAGUCUUUUUAGUAUAUUUACAUGUUCAGAAGUGUUUUGGAGGAAAGUGGUGAUUUUGGUGCAUUUUGGAGAUAAAAUGAGAAAAAGCCCGUAGUUGACCAUCGAACCAGUAUGGAAGUCGACAAUCAAAGACAAACAUCGAUGGACGCACAUCCUGUGCCGUCGAUCGACAGUGAAGCGCGCAAGACCCGUCUAGGUUUUCACAACACAUUUUCAAAAAUACCCUUGGCUGAUUUUCACCUAAUAUUUUUGUGCUCUGCCAUUGUUCUAGGCAACAUACGAUUUCAUACUUUUCACUUUUAACAGCAAGCAAUACUUAGGAUUUUUAGUAGAUUUGGAGAGAAGAUCCAAGACUCUUUCAGAGAUUUGUAUUGGAAUUCCAGUAUUUCUAACUCUAUUCUAUUUGUGCAUUUAUUCAGUUAUUUGUUAUGAAUUGUUUUGUCAUGUCUGAGUAAUUCACCUGUUAGAUUUAGGGUUCAAAUAAGUAAAGAGGGAUUAGUCCAAAAUAUUGAAUUGCUAAUGUGACAAAUAUCCUUCAAGGAAUUGUUGUUAAUGCAUGUGUUCUAGAGUAGCUAACUAGAACCUUGAGCUUAGGAUGUAGACAACUACGACGGUAGGUUCUGCACCAGAAUUAAUUCCCUUGAGCUAAUAUUGCUAGAAACAAGCAACAGCUAAUCUAGACAAUACUAGUGAACCUAUCGAUCAACUCGCUAAAGCCUGCCUAAGGGAACAUCGAUCGACCUUCUUACCAUAACAUCGAUCGAUGUUUGAUUCGUAUCAACAAGCGACAGCUGCGAUAUUGGACUUAUCAAAACACAAGAAUCACAUGCGAAAGCUGGAUAUCUUUACACUAGAAGUCGAGUUCUAGGAUUGACAACCUAAAUAUUCUAUACCUCUAUAAUCCUAAUUACCUGAAUAUAAACCCUAGAUCUAGUGAUUUCUAAUAAUUGGUUACAAACUUCAAACCAAUCAACUGCCUUGUUCUCUUUAAUUGCAAUUUACUAUUUUUAUUAUUUACCUAGCUUAAUCACAAACUGUUUAGAUCUAUUGUGUGUCAUAUUUCCUUGUGAAUUUGAUCCUUAAGUACUACAAAUUGACCUCUUAUUUAGGAGAGUAAAAAUCACUCUUUAAGGUAAUUUGAGUGAUAAGAUUUCACCUCCUAUUUCACCAACCAAUAAUAGUUUGUCUUUCAUAUUCAGUUUUUGAAAAAAUAAUAAUAAGAAUUUUCCAAGUCAUAUUAUGUGUUUAAAAUAAAAAAAGGUAAAAAUAAAUUUAAAGUAGUAGUAGCUGCCAAAAAGAAGAAUUUUUUUUAACAUUGUUAACACCGUCAACAAAACACCAAAUCAUAAAUCAUAAACACUAAAUACUAAACUUUAAACCCUUGGAUAAAUCCUAAAUCCUAGGGCUUAAAGUCUAGGGUUUAGAGCUUUGCUGACGGCAUUAAGGAUUUAGUGGUUAUGAUUUAGGUUUUGGAUUUACCCAAUGAUUUUGGGAUUUACCCAAGAGUUUGGAAUUUAGUGUUUAGGAUUUAGAGUUUAGUAUUUUGCUGACUAUGUUAACAAUGUUAUAAAAAAAAUUACUUUUUUGUAGCUACUGUUGUUUUUUAUUAACUUUACCUUUUUAUUUUGAAAACAUAAUACAAUAUGACUUUGACAAUUCUUAUUAUUUUGUUUUCUUUUCUAAAAAAAAUUGAAUAUGAAAUAACAAACUAUUAUUGGUUGGUGAACCGGUUCACUCUAGAAAGUGAACCUAAAAAAAACUCAAAAAAUAAUUAGUAUAAAAGCAAUGGCAGCGCAACGUUUAGAAUUGCGAAGUGGGAACGUUUUACCAAAAAAAAAAACGGUUAUAGAACUGUUGAGACAGCUAUGGAUAAGGGAAAAAACAUGGCGAGGGAGGAGCUUGAUACCGUGGCAAUAGAGCCGCUUAGCCCGGUAUCACAGUUGCUCAGUUCACCAGAAACGUUCAUUGUGAUAACUUUUGGGUCAAAAACUAGAUUGAACCUAUCUUCCUUUGUUGAAGGCCUCAACAACACAUUGAUCAAUGCUCCCAGAUUUUGUUGCAAAAUGGACACCGACUAUAAGAAAAACGGAGAACCAGUCUGGAUCCCUGUUAGUGUUCGAGUAGAAGAUCAUGUGAUUGUUCCUGAUCUUGAAUAUCACAACAUUGACAAUCCUGAUCAGUUUGUAGAAGACUACACUUCCAACCUUGCUAAUAUUCCCAUGGACAUGUCCAAACCUCUUUGGGAGUUUCAUUUUCUCGACAUUAAGACAUCAAAUGCAGAAUCUAUUGCAAUAGCAAAAAUACAUCAUUCAAUAGGUGAUGGAAUGUCCCUUGUGUCGCUCUUAGUUGCUUGUGCACGAAAAACAUCAGAACCUAGCGCACUAACAUCUACUACAACAGCUACAGCAAAACAUGUUACUUCCAUGUCUUCGGCUCGGUGGUUGUUUUCUGGAUUUUUGUUAAUGAUGAUGGCCAUAUUCUCCACUAUUGUUGACGUGUUUAAAACUCUUCUUACAAUAUUAUUUCUGCGCGAUACCAAAAAUCCUCUUAUGGCUAAUCCAAACAAUGGGAUUCGAUCUUGGAAGGUUAUCCAUCAGACAAUAAGUUUUGAUGAUGUGAAGUUAGUGAAAAACACAAUGAACAUGACGGUGAAUGAUGUUCUUCUUGGAAUGACACAAGCAGGUCUUUCAAGAUAUUUGAGUAGAAACUAUGAUGGAUAUACAAUGUCCGAGAAGAAAAAAACCUUAGAAAAAAUUCGUGUUCGUGGAUCUGUUCCUGUAAACCUAAGACCAGCAACAAAGAUAGAGGAUCUGGCUGAUAUGAUGGCGAAGGGUUCAAAGUGUAGAUGGGGAAACUUGGUAGCAGUUGUUUUAUUUCCUCUAUGGAUAAAAGUAGAAGAUGAUCCGCUGGAGUAUAUCCGACGGGCCAAAACUAUCAUGGAUAGGAAAAAAAUCUCUCUGGAAGCUUUUAUUUUGUAUGGAAUUAUAAAAUUCACCUCGACACUUUUUGGGAAUAAGGGAGUACAAGAGAUUGGAGCGAGGAUAUUUGGUCACACAACAAUGACAAUUUCAAAUGUGAAAGGUCCCCAAGAAGAAAUAAGUUUAUUUGGCCAUCCGGUUUCCUAUGUAGCGGGAAGUGCAUUUAUUGGGCAACAAGCUCUUAUUAUCAAUUUUAUUAGCUAUAUAGACAAGAUUGUCAUAAAUCUAGCUGUUGAUACAACAACGAUCUCAGAUCCUCAUCUACUAUGUGAUGAUCUGGUAGACUCGCUCAAGAUAAUCAAAUCAGCCGUGCGAGAAAAAGGAUUUCACAACGGGGUAAUCUGAAACAGAUCACCCUGAGUUAAAAAAGCCACCGUGUGUUUCAUCAAACUAUGUACUAUAAAAUUGACGUUUUCGAUUUCAAAUGUAAUAAAAGGGUGAGGUGAAAUGUAAAAUAAAAAGGACUGGUAAAAGGAAAAAAAAUUCAGUGAUUAAAUGUAAUAAAACAUUACGUGGUGAAGUAUAAGUUUUUGUUAUAAGUAAGAAGAAGAAAGAAGGAAUUGGUGUCUUAAUUCAUGAAUAAUGAGUCUUUUAUAUAGGAGUACAAUAGUUUGGAGACAAAUCUAACUUGGAGAAUAAGUAAAGCUAGGGAAACAAGUAUAUAUAUGAUUUGCCAUAAUGGACAUCACCAUAAUAUUCAUAAAACUUCCCUUGAUGACCAUUAUGCCGUAAGAUACUGCCUCGUUAAAAACCUUACAAAAAACCCAAUGAGAAAACCCGUGGUUAACGGAAAAAAAAUGCAAGACGAAUGACUUUCCCUCAUAUGUACAUACGUCAAGAUUUGUAAAAUACAAACAUCUUCAUUAUUCUGCAGUGCAUGUCUCUUGUAUGUUUUGAUCAUUUUCUUGGAUUCUCUUGAUCUCAAAAUUUUUUAAAUGGUGAUAGACUUUCAUUUUUGAAGUUGUAACAUUCUUCUUUGGUGUCUAUCAUUUGUGUUUGUUUUUGUUGCUUAAUACAUUGUCGAGGAAAUUCCUAUGGAAUAAAAACCAUGUACGGAAAAAGAAUACAACCACACAUAUUAUCACAUUUCUUUGCUUAGAAGCAAUAUCUUCAGGAUAUGCAUUCCGAUCAAAUAUAUCUUUAGAAAAUUGAGAUUAGCAGAAUAAACUAUUUUUUUAUUUAUAUUAUAAUAUCUAGGGUCUUUAGACUUCUACUCUGUAAUUCUCUUUUGACAUAGAAAACAAUUUCUUGGUCUAUUUGGACUUUAAGCCAAAUUUCUUUACAUACACUCGUCCUAUCAUUAGUCUUGUACGUACUUAUUCACGCUCUUAUUAUAAAAGUUAAUGUUAUGACUUUAUUUAUUGUCAUAUAAAAUUAUAUCCUUCAAUCACAUAAGAGAUUAGUAACUUUCUCAAAUAACACUUUUAAUAUAUCCCAUGAAAACGAAUUUGUUUUAAUUCGAUCUAAUUGCUAGAGUUCUCGAGAAGUCGAUUUUGAUAUAAUCAUUCCUUCAUGGAUUUUAUAUUUCAGGGAUUAUCCUUUUUUAGUGGGUAGUAUAAUUCAAGUUCUUCUUUUAUUGCCAGACUAAUAAAGAGCUUGAAAUUCGUUGCAUCUACCACAUGAGACUUUGUCUCUUCAUAAUCAGUUCCAUAUCGAUCUUUCUUUGGUGCAAAAAAUUAUUUAUAUCCCACUUGGUUUAUACUUUUUGGUGUAUAGACUACUAGUCUAAAUACUUCUCUCUUUCGCAAGAGAUCUAUAUCUUUAUCUAUUUGUUCUUUGUAAUUUGGCCAAUCAUUUCUUUUUGUACACUUUUCAAUAGAUUUUUUUCAUGAUUCUCUUUCUCAUACAUCAUAUCAACUUCUAUUUUGCAUACAUAAAUAUCAUCAACGUCGAUUUCCUUAUCAGUUCUAUUUUAUUUCAUACAUGAGAUAACUUAUUGAGAUCUCUUCACUGUCGUAUAGGUACCUGAAUAUCUUUCAGUCAUGUUUAACGUCUUUUUUAGAGAUCAUCCAAAAACUAUAUUUCCUCAUGACAAUUAUUAAUUUAUGCUCCUUUUCAUUCACGAGAAUUCUUAUCUUUGGAACCAACAUAUCUACCACGCUUCAGGGGUAAAUUAGACUUACUCGCGGUUUGAUAUUGUCCUUUUGAGGCAUCAAUUCUUAUUGGAUCAUUUAUAACUAGUAUAUGUGACUUGAUCACUAUUUAUCUGGGUCAAUAAAUAUAUAUAUAUAUAUAUAUAUAUAUAUAUAUGUUAACUUAUUUUUUGAGAAUUCAUUUCAACUUAUUUUUCCUUUACAGCAGUUUAUUUUCUCCCUUUAUGUAGGAAAUACUAUUUCAACUUUAACAUUCAGAUCAAGCCUUACUUAUAUCUUUCGGGGAUUAGAUUCUUAAGUAUCAAUAGAAAUGCAUAUCCAACAUAUCAAUUGAAAACACAUCUUAAUUAGGCUUUGUGUGGAGCAACUAUAUUGUAUAUUGUACAUUCAACACUCUUAGACGAAAAAUGGUUGGGUUUUGACCCAAUACCAACGAUGGGGAGAACUGGUGAUUAUUCGUUGGUUUGAUGUGAAUUAUGUUGCUCAAACUGUUCAUUAUUAUUUCAAUGAACAUGCAAUAAUUAUUAAAUAUUUAUGAAUUCACCAAAAUUAUAAAGAUGCAUAUUGGGUGACCAAUCCACAACAUCUCUUUUGUUCAUACCAAUAACUUUCUAUGACUGGUGAAAACCAUAUUACCAUUUUAUUUUGUGAGCAAACAACAUAUGAAAAAUCAUUUGGAAGAAUCUUAUUGUUCUUCAAUGAAUAUUCACAAAAAUAUUUAAGUAUCUUUUUGCAUCAUUACUAAACCAAAAUGGUCUAACUAGUUCGUGCCAAAAAUAUUGCAAACCACAGUUUACUAUAAUAUUUAUCUCAAGUACACUAGUCUUUGUGUAGUAUAAUUUAUAAAAAAGAUGUAUGUAGUUUUUCCAAAAUAUGUUUAGUGCCUUGAGAAAUCUUUUUGAUUAAAAAUGUAUAUAGAAUUUCUUUUGCUUGUUGUCUCAACGUCAUCUGUCUCAAAAUCCUAUAGAUUUACCUUAAGAAGAUUCAUCAAUCUCAAUUCGAGUGAAAACAUAAUAUUCUGGAUGUUUCACUGUAGAUAAAAUGUGAGAUUUCUUAACUCUUUCCAUCAAGAUGAUAAUACUACAAGUUUAUGAAUCUCGAAUUGAAUCUCAAUUAAAAAUUUACAACAUGCCCUAUUUGAGUCAUGUAUUAUUUCUUAGAUUCUUGCAACCACUUUUAUGUUCACUUUCUUGGCCAAUACUAUUUGUGUGGAUUUCACUACAAGAAAACAUGGAUUUUGCGUCUACAACAUCUGUAGGUAAACAGUCGAUAAAAUGGAUUUUACAACUGUUUUACGACUGAUUCCGGUGAUCAUAAUUGUGCUUGCCGCUAAAUUAAACAGUAGUAUAUCAGUAGCUAUAUAGUCGUAACCUUUGCGACUGCGUUGCAACUGCAAGCACGACUACAUUACUGAGUGAAGCGUAGUCACUAUAUUAGUCGUAAAUUUUUGCUACUGAUUUACGACUGAUUUUUGACUGAGUAAACGACUAUAUUUACUAUCGUUUAUAUGACUACUUAAGCGAAAAAUAAAUUCUUAGGUAUUCAGUCGCUAAUAUUUGCUACUACAGCACGACUGAUUGGCGACAAAUAUAGUGACUAUUUUAACAACUGAAUAUAACAUCGGAUUUAUUUUGCGACUGAAUACCGACUGUGUUAAGACCAAUUGUACGACUGAUUUACUACUGUUAAGAACAUCGAUUUAGCAGUUUCGUACUUUCUUUAUUUAAUUGGGUUGGGGAUUCAUCAAUAGUAGUAUAUGCUAAUAGUGUUAUUUCACCUAGAAAGCAAAUUAGAACUAAAACAAAAAGAGUUUGAUAUAAAAUAUAAAAAGUUAAAAUUUACAUUGAAAAACAACUCCAAAACAUAAAAAGUUAUUGUAGGCCCAAACAUUAAAAAAAAAAACACGAUCAAAAGAUAACAAACAAGAAGUCAUGGAAACCUAUAACUGAAGGGGAUCAGAUUGUGUGGUUUCACUGGCUAU
Molecule: messenger RNA, 7617 nt
Organism: Brassica rapa (field mustard)
Lineage: Eukaryota; Viridiplantae; Streptophyta; Magnoliopsida; Brassicales; Brassicaceae
Product: O-acyltransferase WSD1-like
Biological process (GO): triglyceride biosynthetic process
Cellular component (GO): plasma membrane
Molecular function (GO): diacylglycerol O-acyltransferase activity
Source: RefSeq, a predicted model, not a curated record